Messenger RNA from Pelodiscus sinensis (Chinese soft-shelled turtle), 6854 nucleotides. The record is from RefSeq and is a predicted model, not a curated record. Lineage: Eukaryota; Metazoa; Chordata; Testudines; Trionychidae.
CUCUAGAGAAGAUCAAACCCUAAGAUGGCAGGCAAAGGAAGUAAUACUGAUUGCAUGUCAUGCAGUGUACUGAGUUGGGAGCAGGUCAGCCGUCUGCAUGAAGUUCUGACAGAUGUGGUUCCAAUUCAUGGACGGGGCAACUUCCCAACACUGAAGAUAACCCUGAAGGACAUUGUUCAAACUGUGCGCAGCCGACUGGAUGAGGCAGGCAUCCAAGUACACGAUGUGCGGCUGAAUGGCUCUGCAGCUGGUCAUGUCUUGGUCAAGGAUAAUGGGCUGGGUUGCAAAGAUCUGGACCUAAUUUUUCAAGUGUCCCUUCCAAGAGAGACAGAGUUUCAGCUGGUCCGAGAUGUAGUGUUGCGGUCCCUUUUAAACUUCUUGCCAGAGGGGGUAAGCAAACUAAAAAUCAGCCCAAUGACUCUGAAGGAAGCCUACAUCCAAAAGCUAGUGAAAGUUUGCACAGAGAUGGACCGAUGGAGCUUAAUAUCACUCUCCAACAAACAUGGCAGGAAUGUAGAGCUAAAAUUUGUAGAUCGCAUACGACGACAGUUUGAGUUCAGUGUGGACUCUUUCCAAAUAAUACUAGACUCCUUGCUGUUUUACUAUGAUUGCUCUGAAAAUCCUAUGUCAGAGCACUUCCAUCCAACUGUGAUUGGAGAGAGCAUGUAUGGAGACUUUGAGGCAGCCUUUGAUCACCUCCGAAAUAGACUGAUAGCUACUAAGAACCCUGAGGAGAUCCGAGGUGGUGGGCUGCUGAAAUAUAGUAACCUCUUAGUGCGGGAUUUCAGGCCCACUGACAAAGAGGAGAUCAAAACUCUAGAGCGCUACAUGUGCUCCCGGUUCUUCAUAGACUUUCCUGACAUUCUGGAUCAGCAGCGCAAACUCGAGACUUACCUCCAGAACCACUUCUCCAAAGAGGAGAGGAGCAAAUAUGACUAUCUCAUGAUCUUGCGCAAGGUAGUAAAUGAGAGCACAGUGUGCCUCAUGGGACACGAGCGGAGACAGACUCUCAACCUGAUCUCACUGCUAGCAUUUAGAGUACUGGCAGAACAAAACAUCAUACCUGAUGCCACUAAUGUUACCUGUUACUAUCAGCCAGCACCCUAUGUCAGUGAUGGCAACUUCAGCAACUACUACAUUUCAAAUGCUCCCAUCCCCUAUAGCCAGUCUUAUCCCACCUGGCUGCCGUGUAACUAAUCUCUAACUGGAGUGUUUGAUAAAUGGAUUCUUGUGUGGUGGGAACCAUUAAUUAGCCCGAGAUUAUCUAAAGGGAAUCUCUGGCUCUGCUGUUUAGUGACCACACCACUAGACUCCUGGUUUAAAAGGGGCAAGGUGAAGCCUUUCAGGACCCUGUGUAUAGAAGCCACAAGAAGCCUUAUUGCCCUUAUUUUUGUUAGGGGAAGGGAGCCCAUGGCCUCAUGUUUGCAACUAGUUAUAAAUUUGAGGCCAUAGCUAUUGCACAUUUGAUAUAGGUACUUUAAUAUAGCUGCUUAUUCACUGAGAGGUAACUACAAGAAUAACUUGUAUGGAACCAAAGACAUUCUGUCCUAGAGCAGUAACAGGAUCAGCCUGUGUACUUCCUUAUUGCCUCCCCUGCUCACUUGACACUCCCUCCAUCUGAGGUAAUGGUCAGGUUUGUUCCCCACCUACCCCCCCAUUGGAAUAUUGUUGUAUAAGCUGUUCUCCCCUCCCUGCAACAGCUUUACAGAAUGGAUAUUGCCCUUUUUGUUUUUUUCUCCAAUGGAGGGGCUCCAGAAAUGAUUGAUAGCUGAAAUAGCUGUGUAUCUUUCCUAGAAGAGUUGAAAAUUACUUUUUUGGGAGUUUGACAGUAGGACUGGCUAGAAGUCCUCUCUUUUUUUUUUUUUUUUUUUUUGGGUGCCAAGUUUCUGAAGAGAAUUUCUCAGAUGACAACUAUUCCCCAGAAUGUGAACUUGUAUGUACUAAAGUCCUUGACACAAUUAAAACCUCAAAACAAUUACAAGUAUUGAAACACUGUUUAAGUAUAAAAUUGUCUGAAGCCUGACAAAGGAACAGGAAGCCUUUUUUGACUGGGCAAACCUUCCCAGGAAUGUCUUCAACUAAGACUAGCAUACCUAUGCUAAAGUUUAUUUUAAUAUCCCCUUUCUUCCACUUCUUCUCUACCAAGUACAGAACUAAAAAGGCAUGCUUGUUUCUCAUCAGAUGGGCACACUCCAAACACUUACCUAAAUAUAUCUGAGACUGUUAUUUAAAUGUGCCUUCUACAAAUGCAUAUUCCUAUACACCUUCAGGCAGGACCAAACUCUUACCGAAAGUAACCUAAUCGCUUCCUGUCUCACUGGAGAUGCACCUUUCCAAGUUCAACAAUAUUACUUUCACUAGUUCAAACAGCUCAGCUGGUGCCAUUGAGAGCUACUGAAAUUCUUCUCUACCACUUGAGAAGAGAUGUAAGCUUAAUGAGAUUGCUAAUUGGUGUAACACAGACAGAACAUCCCAUGAGGGACUAAAGGCAGAAAUCAGGCCAUAUUGCAUGAUUAAUUCCUGAAGUGCAGGCUAGGCAACCCCUUUCCUAUGAAGGGGAGAAUUGUUCUUCAAAGUGGUAUGUGUCUUGAAUCUAGUUAAGCGAGCUAAGCAGCCACCGUUUGUCUUGACUCUUCUAUAUUUCUUGAGGAAGGGUCGGUAUGUCUACAGUUAAACUCUCUACCAUAGAAGGGUAGCUGUUUGGGUUCAGGAAGGAGCCUGAGCUCCAGGACACUCCUCCCACCUGCCAGGACUCCAGAGCCCUGGCUCCUGCUUGAAUCCAAAUGUCAUUAUUGCAACUUUACAGUCCUGCAAACUGAGUCAGCUGAUACAGGCCAGCUGUGUGUGUCUGUGUAGAGACAAAAGGCGCUAAACCUCAGUUCUUCCAGUUUUCCAUAGCAGGGUCAGGAAGCUAGUUAAAGUACAGUUCAGCAGAGCACUUGGAGGUGUUAAGCUUUCUUUCCCUGAAGCAGAAAGAAGGUAAAAUCAUAACCUACACAUGGUAACCUUUAAGUACUUUGCCAAUACUUUAACAUGGCUUUACCUUUCUUAUGGUCUUUAGCAAUUUGAAAUUACACCUUUCUUCUCCUGUUCAAGCCUAUUGUGGUAGUGCAGUUCCAGAUAUGGAAUUAUCUUAACUGUUAAGCAUAGGAUUCCAACUUCUCUGCAGAGUAAAGUAGAAAGAAAGAUGAGGAUCCAUAUUUUCAGUAAUAAAGCUGAAUGGCAAAAGCUUGGGCAACACUAAUCCUGCACAAAAAUAGAAGGCUGACUCAUGCUAGAAUAAAAUUCUUCUAAUACCCCUUAAAAGGAUUAAAUUCCCCUUCCCACCAAAAAAAAACUAUUAGCAUGUCCAACUCCUUGAUGGCAGACUCCUAAGGACCGUUCCAGCAGGCCAUAUGUAAAAAUGCGAGACUAUUAGUUUUAGUUACUCAUAGCAUAAAAAGAGCUUAGCUAGGUAUGAGUCCAAAGCAGAGAAGAAUAAACUUGAGCCUAACCGGAGGCCACCUUUUUAAAAGAAAAAAAAAAAUCAAACAGCCUUAUAAGCAGCUGACUUUCAAAAGUGAGCAUCUAGCAGCUUCCAUUGACUUAACUGGGGCCUUCUGGGUGUACAGUAUUUUGCUAUCAAGUGUAAAUUGAGCCAUCUAUUCCUGAAAAGUUUUGACAGGUGAGGUGUUGCGUUCUGUGUUCUGAAUGAAAUAUUGAAUCAGUUUGAAAACUUUGAUUCCUCUUGCUAAUGUUCCUGGGGCUAUCAAAACUAAUGAAGAUCUAGGUGUAUGAAGCUGAAAACGUCAUACCUGGGCAAGUAACCGUCCCAAAACUUGUGUACAGGAACAAAUCAAAUGCAGGUAGUAUUGGAUUUUAUAAUGCCACUAACCAGUACAACUGGUAAGGAGAACACUCUCAUGAGUAAUAAUAUUCCUGAAUAUAGUGGCUGGCCUUUUCUAAUGGCUGGUUAGCCUCAGUUAUCAAUACCUGAACUGUAGGACUAACUCUGCCUCAAGAAGCAUGUUUAUUUCCUUCUCAAAUAUAUAUGCGUCUGUCAACACUGCUUUGUUACAGGCUCUAAUGGCUCUAUCAUACACCUUCCCCUCCUGGCAUCAAAAUGGGAGCAGCCAGAUUCUUGUGUGUUCAGUUCCCCUUUUUCCUCAGAGUUGCUGGGCACUGAGCUCUCUCAAAUGUUUCCUGAACCCAUAAGACUUGCUGCUGUUAAUAUCUGCUUAGGUGGUAUUGAGACAUCUACCCUAAACUCAGAGCUUAAAAAAAAAAAAAGAUGUUGAGGGAUCUGGCUAUCUGGAAGCUACCCAGCAAGGCUAGCCGUCUUUCUGCCAGAAGAAAAGGCUGCUAUGGAUUCCUGUUGUGCCAGGGGUAGUUAAGCUCUAGCUUAAUGAAACUUUUUUCAAAGUGCUGAUAUAGUAACCAGGUUCUCAAACUGCAGAGAAGCCACAUGCUUGAUAGCAACCCUUCUUCAAUAUCUUCAUAAUGGUUAGGUUCUUGGACUCAAUUUUUUACCUUUGAAAUACUCCUCCCUUCCUGCAUACCCAAUUGUAAAGCCCAAUCUAGCUCUAUACCAGGCUCUCAACUGGCAUUGAUGAAAGUGUGUUGCUAGAAUAUACUUUAUUUCCUCUGUGGUGCCUUCACAUCACAUUAGGACUCCAGCCCCAGCAAUCCUGGCCUAAACAGCCUGGCAUAAAUUGCUACUGCCAGUGAGCUUCUACUCAGUGGCUUAUCUAACACUAAAUCUUUUUUUUAAAGCUUGGGGUAAUAUGAGACUGAGCUCUGGGAAGAGCUUAAGUAGCAGCCCUAGUCUUAAAUUUAGGCAGCUCAUUUAAUUCAGUCUCUCCCAGUGGUAUCAUAGAUGCUUUUGCUUCCAUUCCAUGCUUCUGGUUCAAGCACAGGUUGAAUGUGGGUAAGAGGCUGAGCUGCAUUAUUGGAAGAAACUUCAUUUCCGCAGAACUCAAAUCUUGUACUAUCACAUCUCUUAUCUUCACAGAAACAUUCAAAACCACCAGCAGUGCAACUUGUAGUCUAGUUUGAACAACAGAGGAAUUUGUCUCAGUUUUGCUGAGCUAGCCUGCUUUGAGACUGAGGGUGAUUCUACACUGCAAGCAAAGGUGUGACUGCAGCAUGUGUGGACUCUGCUGCAUUUGCUUUCAGCUAGCUCACUCAUAUCUAGUUAUGCUGCAGUCACCCAGAUAGCAACAUAGAUAUAACUAUAGGCAGUACUAUGGGCCCUCUUGACAUCUGAUCUGUACUCCUGAAGCUUGGUCUAUAUUAUCACUGUGUGGCAAUGUUGCUUGGGUCAUGCCCCUGAGCAGCAUACUUGUACAGAUCCAACAUCUGUGUAGACAGUGGUGCAUCUAUGGGAGGCCUUCUCCCAUCUACAGAACUGCUGCUUCUUGAAGGGUGGAGUACCUAUGCCACCUCUGAGUCACCACUAUUCUGAAAGGGCAGCAGCAUUUUAACUAUCACCCAAUCUCAAAUGAAGCAACCACAUCUAGCCUCUGCUUAUUGAGUUAUCAGUUAGCUUUGAAGCUAAUGAAUACUUUUUAGGGUGGCAAUCUACCUCUAAAAGCCCUAUCCACUUGUGACUUUUUGAUACUUAAGUUCAAAUACUAGCUGUUUUAAUGUUAGCCUUAAUUUUUACCUCUUCCGAAUAAAGUUUGGUAAAAAUUUGAAAUUUCCAUUUAUAGAGUGACUUGCUGUUGAGACAAGCAUGGGGAUUUCUAUUGCUAACUAAUCUUGUGGUAACACUUGACUUACCUUUUCAAACCUCUUAAGAGUAUUUAAAUUAGGACUUUCUCUUCUCUUGGAGCUUCCUUUUAAUUUAACCCCUUAGCCUGUCCACCAGCUUGGAAUAGCCCUUCUCCUUUACUGAGGGACAUGCCAAAUUACACUAGAUCAGGGGUGUAGCAUUUUUGCCUGGCAGGAAAUGAGAGUAACAGGAAACCAGUUCCUGUCACAUCUGGCUCAGAGUUCAGGUUAACUUUGUUCCUCUCAGCCUUGGUGUCCUAUCUGAUGGGAAGAUUGUUUCCAAGUGCAGAAGUCUUGCUUCUCUAGUACUCUUAGCAUGUACCUGGUUCUGAUUGGGCUGUAUUCAUGGACACUGGAAAAAUUGUCAGACUGUUUCAUUCUUUUUUUGGUUGUCCCUGAAUGUAAAUGGAAGGUGACUGUUACUGGAGGAAUUUAGAAUAAUUCUGUUUUUUUUCUUUCAUAGACUAAAGUGACAUGAUAACCUUGCUUUAGGUUUGGGAAAAACUUGUGUACUUAACAAGUGGCUUUUUUUGUUUUAAUAGCAAACUAUUUAAAAGCCAGUUCUGGAAGUCUGCCCAGGGGUACUUUGGGAGAAACUGAUUUUAUUCUACUUUUAAUUUCAGAUGGGGUGGGGGAGUUGACACAACUGUGCCUAGACUCUGGAGGAUUUUCAAACUUACUAUGAGCCAGACCCUACCUAAGCACUUUGGCUCAGAAUGGUUGGUCCUUCUUAACUUGUUCACUCCCAUGUACUGUGAUCUCAAAUAGAUUGUUUGUCAUGUUUAAAAAAAAAAAAAUGGGAUGCUGGACAUUAUAGUUUUGAGUUUCCAGGACAAAUAAAGAAGGACUUGGCUGUCAUAUAAUACUGAUGAUUGUGUGCUAAAGUCUACUUAUUGGAGUUUGCAGUAAUAAUGGGUGGGUAUAAAGCUACACAGGUAUUCCAAAUAAGUCAUGUGGAACAGUGUUUAUAGCUUGUAUACCUAGCAAAAAGCAACUUCAUGUCACCAGUCUGUUUUUAGCUCAGUACCUGCUAUACUCAAGAGCAGUCUCAAAUCCCUAGGCCUAUGGGAACAAGGCUAUCCCACUCUUAGCUCUUCCAAGUG